Messenger RNA from Rotaria sordida, 807 nucleotides. NCBI's taxonomy places the organism in Eukaryota, Metazoa, Rotifera, Eurotatoria, Philodinida, Philodinidae. The record is from the annotation of a GenBank genome assembly.
AUGAUGUUGAUUAAAAAUCAUUUUGGUUUUAAAUUAUAUAAACGUUAUGUUCAUGAAAUAUUUCAUAACGAAAAGCAUUCAGAUUAUGUUUUAUAUCGUACGAACAAAGACAAAGAAAAAUUUGAAAAGUAUUUUGAAAUAAAUAAAUCAGUGCUUGUAUGUAUUACAUGGGUAUUCAAUAUGUUAAAUUAUAAAGAUAGUAUUGAUGGUUAUUUAGCUUAUAAAAGUCUAGUGAAACAAAAAAACCGUCCACGUAUAAAUGAUUUACGAAUGUCUCUUACAAUAGAAGAAGUAUUUAAUUGUUAUUUUAAAAGAAAUAAUUAUUUAACUAAAGAAAAUAUUUUACAAAUAUCAUUUUAUAAAUUAAUUUAUUUUUACUUAAUUGAAUUAAAACGUUUACUAGCUGUAAAUUUGUUUAGAAUAUAUUUACAUUGUUCAAAGGAUCAUUUAAAUUGUACUAAUAGAUUAAAUCCCAAACAAGAAGAUGAUUUAACAAGUUCAACAGAUCGAUGUGUCCGGUUAUAUACAGUUCGUUCUCGAUAUCUAGUUGGUAUUAAAGGUAAAUUCAAAUCAAUAUGGCCUGGAAUAUAUGAAAUUAUAUGUCGUAUUCAACUGGAUAAGAAUGAAGAAUAUUUAACAGAUUACAAUGAACAUUGUAGUCGAAUUCCAGAAUCAGAAAAAAGUGUCCAAUGCUAUUUUUAUGCAUUAGCUGAUCAUGGUCUUGAUUGUGAAUGCAACAGAAAAAAAAAUGAAUAUUGUUAUCGUAAUAUUUUACUUGAUUAUGUACAAUUAAAUAUUGUUGAAUAA